Thlaspi arvense is the source of this 1809-nucleotide messenger RNA. The record is from the annotation of a GenBank genome assembly. NCBI's taxonomy places the organism in Eukaryota, Viridiplantae, Streptophyta, Magnoliopsida, Brassicales, Brassicaceae.
AUGAUGACGUCACCGGCGUAUAUGGCGGAAAUAGGAUCACGAUCGCGACGAACGGAGAUCAAUUGGACUACGAUAUGCUGCUCAGCUUUCUCCUGUAUCCAUAUCUACUGGGCACGUCUUGUCCUCCGCAAAUGGUUCAACGUUUCUUCGACUGAAUCAGAUUAUAGCGCCGAUACUGACGACGAGAGAUUCACCGUUUCCGGCGAUCAAGCGGAAUUUGACCCACGUAGCUCUGGAGUAACGAAAGAUGUUGAUACUGAUGGUAAUAUUGCCCUAAGAUUAGAAGACGAAAUUCGGAAACUUUCAGGGUUCAGUAUAUGGACACCAAAGCAGUCAGCCAGAAUCUGUGCCGGGACAUGGAAUGUUGCAGGAAUAGUUCCACCUGCUGAUUUGGAUAUCGAUGGUUGGCUAGACACGCUUGAACCUGCGGACAUUUAUGUUCUUGGUCUUCAGGAAAUCGUUCCUUUGAAUGCCGUAAACAUUUUUGGUAUUGAGAAUGAUCAGCCUGCUUCCGAAUGGGAGAACAUUAUACGUGAUGCCUUAAAUCGAGUUCGACCUAGAAAGAUAAAGAUUGUAAGUCACAGUGAUCCUCCCUCUCCGUCAAAGUUUAAGUCAUCCAAAGAGGUCUCUUACAACGUACAAGAUAUGUUUGCUGAAACCAGUCAUGGUGAUAAGAAACCAAACUCUGGUGAAAGCAUUGACAGACCAAGCGUAGGUGAAGAUUCGCUUACUGAUAUAGACAUCUUGGGUUCUAGCAUUGACAAUGCAUCACCAAAUACGCAAGACCGGUCUCUCUCGAUGCAAAUUAAUAGUGAUUCCCUAAGGGAAGAAAGGUUUAGUUACAGUGGAAGAGUUGGUUUGAGCUGGCCUGGGCCUCCGUUAAAGCUGCUAAAUCAAUAUAUUUUGGAAAGAAGUGGCUCCUUCAAGCCAGUGAAUCUGACAAUCAAGAAUCUGAGAAAACCAUUGUAUGUACGGAUCGUGAGUAAACAGAUGGUUGGUGUGUUUCUCACCAUCUGGGUUCGGAGGAGCUUGCGCAAGCACAUAAGCAACCUUUGUGUGUCUACUGUUGGUGUUGGUAUUAUGGGCUACAUUGGUAACAAGGGGUCUGUAUCUGUGAGCAUGUCAAUCUAUCAAACACCGUUUUGUUUCUUGUGCACGCAUCUGUCAUCAGGGGAAAAAGAUACAGAUCACCAGAAAAGAAACGAUGAUGUACGUGAAAUUCACAGAAGAACGCAGUUUCUUCCAUCAGAUUCUUUAAAUGCCAAUGAGCUUCCAAGAAGCAUCCGUGAUCAUGAAAGAAUAAUCUGGCUGGGAGAUCUGAACUAUCGGAUUAACUUGUCGUAUGAAAAAACACACGAGCUCAUUGCAAGAAAAGAAUGGCAGAAGUUGUUAGAAAGUGACCAGCUUUCAAGAGAAAUGACAAAAGGGAAUGUAUUUGAAGGAUGGUCAGAAGGAACUUUAGAUUUCCCACCAACAUACAAAUACGAAAUCAAUUCAGAAAACUACAUCGGAGAUGAACAGGAAUCAGGAAAACGUAAACCGGCCUGGUAUUGUCUUUGUCUUCACACUCUCUGGCUACAACAUUAUUCCUGUAAUAAGCAUACAAAUCGGUGUGACCGCAUCAUUUGGAAUGGAAAAGGAAUAAAGCUUCUUAGUUACGUAAGGAAAGAGAUUAAACUGUCGGAUCACCGGCCUGUCACCGCCACGUUCUUGGCAGAGGUUGAGGUUUUGUCUCCACGGAAACUUCAGCGUGCGCUUGCCCUCACUUAUGCGGAGCUCCAAAGCCAAGAAGCUUUUACAGUCGCUUAA